Drosophila elegans is the source of this 1289-nucleotide messenger RNA. It is a transcript of the gene Fancl, whose product is annotated as E3 ubiquitin-protein ligase FANCL. The transcript has 3 exons. Bases 1 to 1167 code for a protein of 388 amino acids. Gene Ontology annotation, biological process: protein monoubiquitination; interstrand cross-link repair. Gene Ontology annotation, molecular function: ubiquitin protein ligase activity. NCBI's taxonomy places the organism in Eukaryota, Metazoa, Arthropoda, Insecta, Diptera, Drosophilidae. Gene Ontology annotation, cellular component: nucleus; Fanconi anaemia nuclear complex. The record is from RefSeq and is a predicted model, not a curated record.
AUGGAAGGAAAUCAGAUAAUGGAGAAAGAGGAUAAAGAUGUGGAACGGUUCGUGGCGGAGAAGUAUCCUGGUCUAGUGGCGGAGCUCCAGCCAAGCGGUUCCUGCAUCGUUCAAGGAGUUAUGUGCUGUGAGGGAACCUGGCGGCGCCUUAAGCUCUACUUACCCCACCACCCAGCGCUCCAUGGUUUCCAGCUCUAUGUGCAGGAGCACUUGAUGUACAAGAUCUACACGUCGGACAAUCUGAAGGUUCAGGAUGACUGGCUUCUGGAGGAUUUGCUGGCCAAUCUGGCACAGAUUCUUCCCGCCCCAGAAGCCCUUGCAUUGUUUAAGGAUCCUUUGCCGGAGGGCAAUAUAUACUCCGACAUCCUGGCCUUGCACAAGCCCAACGAGUACCUCAUGCAAAUGGAUGAGGCCUGUACCCGACUGCGAUUCAGCGAAUUCUCCGACUACGAGCAUCACUAUCUGGAGCUGGAGAUUCCCUCGCUUCGCCUGCUGGAUCACAGCCUGCCAGAAUGCGUACCGCUGGGGGAAAUGCUGACCAAGAGCGCAGGAACCCUGGAGGAAGCCCUAAUCCUCUUCCUUAAGGUGCUGCAGGAGCUUCGCCCCUUCUACGACCACUUCAUGGACAUCGAUGAACUGUGCCACGUGCUGCAGCCAUCGCCCAUCACCACCAAGCACAAUUCACGGGUGUUUCCGCUCAAGGAUCGCGUCUUCCUGAAGGUGACCAUCGGGGAUCCCUUCGCCUGCAUCGCGUCCAUGGCGUUGAAGAUCAUCGGUCCCACGGAGGAGGUGGCCCACCUGCGCCACGUUCUCAGCGAUGGCCUGGGAAACUGGGACGCAGAACUGGACAUGCACAAGAAUCUGCUCCGCAUUUUCGACCUCUGCUUCUUCCCCAUGCCGGACUGGUCCAAUGGGCCCAAGCAGGACGAGGAAGAGAACGAAGAGCUGCGCUGCAACAUUUGCUUUGUCUACCGCCUGGAUGGCGGUGAGGUGCCCCUCGUUUCCUGCGACAAUGCGAGGUGUGUGCUCAAGUGCCAUGCGGCCUGCUUGAAAGAGUGGUUUACCACACUUAUGGAUGGCAAAACCUUCCUGGAGGUCUCCUUUGGCCUAUGCCCUUUUUGCAAGGCGAAACUGUCCACCUCCUUUGCGGCCCUUCUUAAUGACUGACUAGCCCGCCACAAUAAUAAAAGCAAUUGUUUAAGAGUAACUUAUUACAGAGAGACUUUAGUUUCAAAAAUCUUAAAUAUCAAUUAGGCAUAAUUUACUUGAACUAAAGAACAUAUAUGCAA